Meloidogyne enterolobii is the source of this 533-nucleotide messenger RNA. The record is from the annotation of a GenBank genome assembly. Lineage: Eukaryota; Metazoa; Nematoda; Chromadorea; Rhabditida; Meloidogynidae.
CUAAAGAAAUAAAUAAAAAAAAAGUCCGCAAAGAUAUUUGCGGACAGUAACCAAAAAUCAAAAAACACAUUAUCUAACCCAAAAAAAAAGUUUUUAAAGAAAACAGAAAAAUGAAUCUUCUUCUCAUUUUUCCCCUUCUCAAUUUUCUUCUACUUCAAUUUACAAAUUUAAUUAACUGCCAACACCAAUCCUUUGCAAAUACAAAAUUUGAAUUGCCCGAAACAUUACCAGAAGAAGAACAAAAUAUGGUUGAAAUUGCAGCUAAUCAAGAUAUUACACCAGAGACACAACCCCCACCUCCCCCGACAACACCCACACCCACACCACCACCGCCAACAGAGACAACAACAGAAUUAACAACAACUCUUCCGACAACAACAACGACUCUACCAACAACAACACUCCUAACAACAAUUAAUAAUACACAACAACAAAAAACACCAUUACCAGUACUUCCUAAUCUUGUUGAGUUACCCAGAUUUGUUGAGAGAGGAAAUGUUCAGGUGAAAGGAAUGGAAGAAAAAAAUUUUUAA